Messenger RNA from Dicrocoelium dendriticum, 2311 nucleotides. NCBI's taxonomy places the organism in Eukaryota, Metazoa, Platyhelminthes, Trematoda, Plagiorchiida, Dicrocoeliidae. The record is from the annotation of a GenBank genome assembly.
GGCUGUCAUAUUGUUGUUCAAGCUCUACCUCAACAGAGUCUUCCUUAUCCCUGGUUUCGAUGUGUCGAGCUUUUAAUCCUUCCCUCCAGUCAUUCUUUUUAUACUCAUCAGCAAUCUCUCCGAAAUGAGUAGCAUCACCUGGUUUUCCUAUUUCGUCGGCGUCUGGGCUUCUAUUUAUUUAACUGAUGCUGCUUUACGGUCCCAUCCGUACACUCGACAGUGGUACCAUGAGUUCACAGCACGACUGGGCAUAUCGUUUGAUGUGUUCCAAGCUCGUGUCUUCACCCAGCGCCUGAAUCGGUUGUUCCAAUCCAUCUGCCGAUUUGACUAUGUCCCAUGGAGAAUAUGGUUCUCAUGCGGGGUUUUCUUCUCUCUCAUCUUCAUGGCGCUCAGUAUUGGACUUCUGACCCUGCUUAUUUACAACACCGUUACUCAGAAGACCAUCAAGGGCGUUUCUCUGACCCCGGUGGUUCCUGGUGUCAAUCUACCGAUGAACCAUGUUGGCUUCUAUCUUCUCACCCUUCUACUGUGCGCAUUUCUUCACGAGGCUGGGCAUGCUUUGGCCGCUUUGCGUGAACGCGUCCGAUUGCACGGUGUAGGCGUAUUUCUCUUCGGUUUCUAUCCGGGUGCCUAUGUGGAUCUGAACACCGCGGACCUACAAAGUUUACAGCCAUUCAGCCAGCUGCGGGUGUACUGCGCUGGUGUAUGGCACAACGCGGUGAUCGCAUUGCUCAGUGUCGCAGUGUUUUACGCCACGCCGUUUCUGCUCUCACCCGGCUACCAUACCGGUGCCGGGGUCGGAGUCGCGUUCCUACGUGAAAACUCUGUGGUCACCGGUAACCAUGGUCUCUACCUCGGCGACUCCAUCACCCGUGUCAACUCUUGUCCAGUGAAAAAUCAAUCUGAUUGGUAUCGUUGCUUGGAGGAGACGCACACCCGCCCCUCGGGCUAUUGCGUAUCCGGUGUCUAUCUGAACAGUGUCGAUGCUUCACUCAGUGGAUCGCCUAAAGGAGCUGGGGCACAGCGGCGCACUCUGGCCGCCGUGAGGCCCAGCGGGUUGGACUCCGGCGGAUCAGACUUCGAUGCUGCGUUCCACUCGAACUCAGUUUUGACGAACACGAUGCAAAAGGAUUGCUGCUCUCAUCACUCUACCUCGACUCAUUUGUGCUUCUCAUAUCCUGCUCCGACCAAACAUGGUCAGAGGUCUAUCAAGUAUGCCUGCCUCCCGGCCCGGCCGGUCACCGAACGCUCUACUUGCCACACCGCCUCCGAUUGCGGAUUACCCGGUCUCGUCCGGGCGGCAGCGGUUGGCGCUCCUGGCUCAGCCGGUAAUAACCCGGUGGACUCCGCCCUUGUCGCCACAUCGCGAUCCAUGUGGUGUGUGUUCCCAAGCCCUCCGGAUAACAGAACCCGCUUGGUUCGUCUGGAGCACAGUCGAAAAGAAGCUCCAGCCAUCCUCUUCCUCGGCCCCUUGGACGAUCUAAUUGCCUCCGUGGGUGUGUCGGAUUACAUACCUCGUUGGCCUAAUUUGCUCUCUGCUCGUCUUCCCGCUCUAUGGACGAUGUUUUGCACCUAUCUCUUCUCCAUUUCCGGUGCUUUGGUCAUUUUAAAUGUGGUCCCAUGCUACGCUUUGGAUGGUCAGUGGAUCCUCCAUGCCCUCAUCGAUUUGUGCCUAUCAGGUUUGCUUCCCUGCCGACGCAAACGUCUUGCUGUGUUUCAUGUUGUCCUCUAUGCUGGCACGCUCCUCUUGUCCGUCAACGUGGCUCUCGCCUUGUGGUGCUUCGGUCUCAACGCCAACCUGGUUUCUGUGCAGUCAUCUCAGACACCAUCGUCGCCGCUACCGCAAGGUGGCACUCCUAUUGUUCAUUAACCUUGUGAUUUGCUUGCACGAUUUGGUUUGCUCGUGUGUUGCACCUGUUUUCUCCACCCGUCCCUCCCACUGUGAUACACACGCAUCUUUCUUUCUUUCUUCAUUACACACUGGCACGGUUUGCAGGCGCAUCGAAUGUCUGCACACCUUUCAUGCGCAUGCUUUCUGUUUCGCUGCUGUCCAUCUAUCUUCUCCUUUUUUGUAUUUUCCUAUACGAGAGAAAAAGUGAUUAGUGAUUAUGUCUCGGUGCGAAUCUGUGAGUUUUGAUCAACAAUGCAUGUUAUGGAACUGAUCUUUUCACGUUCAUCAUCGCUCCAGUGUGUGAUCAGCCACCAUUCUACCCGUUAUCCCAUUGUCGAUCGUGAUCCGCUCGCGCUGAAUGCACCGUUUUACGGAUCGCAUAUCCCACUGUUUUUAAAGUAAUCAAUACUGCAUUCUUCC